Molecule: messenger RNA, 9512 nt
Organism: Phaedon cochleariae (mustard beetle)
Lineage: Eukaryota; Metazoa; Arthropoda; Insecta; Coleoptera; Chrysomelidae
Source: the annotation of a GenBank genome assembly
GAAGUCAUAUGGAAAUUGGAAAUCGUUGAAUUUGUUUCUGAUGAGAGGAGGACAUUACUUGAUUGAAAUUAAUAAUAAUUAAUUCGUCCUGUCCUCUUGUCCUUUGAGGAUGAGGUAAACACUUUACAAAAUAUGUGUGCGAUCUUUUAAGGUCAUCAUGAAUCUUCACCAAAUUGUGAGUGGGGCCUGUAAUGCAGGUGACAAGUGUUUUGCUGUGGGUUCAGUCGAAGGAGUACCAUUCACAGCAUAUGCUGCUGGAUGCAACAUUGUAGUUUUGGCUUCUACAUUUGAGAGGGUUCAGAUUAUACCUGGAGCAAUUCAUGAUUAUAUCAGAAUCAGUUCUAUAGACUGUUCUAGUGAUACAGGAAAAAUUGCAGCAUCUUAUGAUGAUGUGGUUUGCAUCUUUGAACCCACUCCCUUGAUACACAACACUUCAGCUCAUGGUUUAGACUAUAGAUGGGUCCAAACCGGCACCCUCAAGACAGAUUCGCCCAUCAGAUCUUUGAGUUGGAACCUGGAGGGGUCCCGCCUGCUGACGGCAGGGGCCCACGUCCAGCUGUGGCACCUGAAAUCCCAGAACGCCACCACGGAAGAGGAGCAGCCCUCCGUUACUUUCACCCUCGGAGGGGGCCACGCAGAUGGGGCCGACGACGGAGAUCCGCAUUUUGAGCCUGAUAAGCCCCAAGAACAAGAACAAACUACUUGGCAAUGUGUUUGGAAAGCAAACACUGCUAUUCCUGUGCAGCAUCUCGCCUUCAGUCCAGACGGAACACUUUUUGCCACUUGUGGCGAAAAUGACAGACUAGUUAAAAUUUGGUAUGAAAACAGACAUGUUCUGUUCACUUGUAAAAGCACUGAACGCCCUGUCGAUUUGGAAUACAGCUUUGUCUACAUCGCCCAUCCCAGAGCUGUCACUCAUCUGUCAUGGAGGACAACCAGCAAAUAUAUGCCAAAAGGUUCAGUGUCGAACAUGUUGGUCACUUCAUGCAAAGACAACAUCUGCCGAUUGUGGGUAGAAACUGUUCUACCAGAAGACGGUUUAGUGAAUCUGUCACAGCUCGAUCCACAAGCUCAUCAUCCGAAAUUCAGGACCCACAGACACAAGCACAGGUUCAUGCAGAGAUUGAAACACAUGAAGACAUGCUUUCAUAUAAGACGCAAUGCAAAGCAACAUGUUUAUGGUCCUGGGGGACCAUCUCCGCCUAUACCGACCCUGCCGUCCACUUAUAGUGUGCACGACUUUCACUCCUAUGGAUACCAUGGAACAGGGAUCACUCCAGGGCUGCAUUUUCAUUUAGCUGCUUCUGUCAAUGCGGAAACUGAUAUACCGCUAGUGCCGAGCAUCACUUAUUGUAAUCCACGGCCUGCUUUCGUUUUGCACUGGUUGGACAACAAGGAGAUGCAGUUCAAUUUCCAGGCUGAACUUUUCUUAGAAGAAUUUGCCAGGCCUGUUGUCGAUAAUCCAGAGUCGGAGGAGUCGUCAGAAGAGCCUUUAAUGGAAUCCGGAGAUGCCAGAAUCGAGAGCUUCUUGAGAGAUUGGCACCACAGUCCAGACUUGCUGUUCAGCAUCCACCCUGUAGAUGGAAGUUUUUUGAUAUGGGUGGUAGAGUGGUUGGACGAAUUCCAUCCUGGAUCGUUCCGGCAAGCUCAGGUGUCUUUUUCGACUAGAAUUCCCUCGGCUUUUCCUCUGGGCGACUCGAUGAGCAUGUCGACGACCGUCAGCCUGUACCACACGACGCCCUUGCUGAAGCACCUCGUCAGAGAGGCCGUCAACAAGGAGUCGUGCCACAGGGAGAGGACGACGACGGUGAAGGAGGAGGAUGAUGCGAAGUCGCAGAAAGAUAUUCCUCUGCCCCCUGAAGACCAAAACGACGCUACCCCCAUGGUGUCGCUGGUGACGAAGCACGACAACGGCACUUUGAACCUCUGGCAGAUCACCUUCGCCGAUAAGAGCAAGUUCAGCCAGGUGCUGAGCAUCGGCCACAAGAGUAGAGCAUCCGGCCAUCGGUUCCGGGUGAACGACAUCACGUGCCAUCCGGUGUUGCCGCUGCUGCUCACCACCAGCCACCACAACAUCGUCGAUCAGAAGUCGCAGGUGCACAGCACGAAUGGCUUCUGCAGCGAACUAAUCCUCUGGAAAGUGGACGCCGUCGGGCCACUAUCAAAAUCGGGCGGCAUAUGCGAAUUGGCCCGCAUAAGUUCGCCCGAGCCGUCCGCCUUCAGCAACGUCGCCUGGAUACCCACCCUCUUGCCCUCUAGUACGUUGGGCAACCUGUCGAACUCGCCCAGCGCCUGCUUCGUGGCUUCCGAUGGGCGGUGCUUGCGGGUCUAUCAGGCCGUUAUUGAUGCGCGGACGUUGUUGGCCGAUCUCUCGUACAAGGAGAGCAGGCGGUUCGACGAUAACGAGAGCGUUUCGGAUCUGUCGUCCAUCAUCCAGGAGAGCAUGUUGGAGAAUAUCAAUAUCGUGUCGCAGCAGAGCACCUCCAGGCCCGGGUGUAUCAUACAGUUGGAGACCAUCUCGGAGGCGAUCAAGUGGCAGAACACGACUUUCCUGCACGUCUAUCAAGAGCAGCUGAUUACAGGCCAGAAAUCCUCCCCGGUCAAUUUGUCGGGCCACGACGCGAUGGUCGACCUCCAGCAAGCCUCCGUCUUCAAGGAGCCCUUCUUCAUCGUCCUGCUGGACUGCACCGACCAGAACACCAUCGUGCACAUGUGGAAGCUGACGAUCGCCUCCACCGACACCGAGUGUUCGCUCACGGGUAGUCAGAUGUACGUGCCGGACUGCGUGCUGGUCCAGGACGAAAACGAUUUGUCGAGGAAAAAUAGCAUGGAAUCGUUGCAUCUGAAGCCUUCGAAGGUCAGCCCGCAUAUCAGCCUGACCGUCACCAGGGAAGUCAAGCAGAUCCUCCCCUUGUCCGACGGGGUGGAAAUCGUGCACGCCACCCCCGCCGCCGGCCACUUAAGCUCCGCCUCCAUCUACCCCGCCUGUCUGGCGCCCUAUUGCUUCGCUACGGCGUGCAGCGACGGCGUCAUCCGCUUCUGGACGGUGUCGACCAAUCCGAAGCAGGUGAAGGAGUCCGGCGGGCUGAUGCUGGAGGAGGAGGGCGUGACGGUGAACACGGGCCAGGUGUGGAUCGAGUGGAACAUGAUCAAGGAGUCGGCGAUCGAGAUCGAGGGGCAGGUGCUGAACAUAAGCGUCGCUUAUUCGGGUCGGCUAGCCUGCGCCUACAAGUACGGCAGGAGUUUCACGCGUCCCAGCAAAACGGACCAGGACUCCCGAUUCAUCAACCUGUGCGUCGCCAUCUACGAGUGCGAGUCGACCGGAGGCAGCGAGUGGAUUCUAGAGGACGUGAUCCACCUGAAGAACAUCCACCUGCCGCGCAUCGACAUCAACAGGCACUUGGAUCUCAGCUACUUGUACGAUUCCAAGACGUUGAAGAAGAAGCAAAGGAUCAACGAGAUGCUGCACACUUUUUCGAAUGACGAUAGACAGACGUUGGCGGCCGAGGCGAACAAGCCGACUUUGCUGGCCGUGCCCAGUUUCACCACUUUGCAGUCGUUGAGGAAGUCGAUAUCGGAGAUGGGCAACAUCUGUCCUCUGACGCAGAAGCACAUCGUCCAAUUGGACUGGGUGUCCAACGAGGACGGAUCGCACAUCCUCACCGUGGCCGUCGGCAGCAAGAUCAUGCUGUACACGCCGCUCUCCACUGAUUUGGCUCAGGCCAACGUCAAGGCCAUGAAGGAGAGCCUCAACAACUACAGGCCGAUACUGAGGAAGGCAAGUUCGUUGGCUCAGCCGACGUUCGUCGAUGACUUCAAGUGGAUGACCUUGAGGAAGAUCGAGCUGCAGACGGCAGACGGUCUGCCAGCGUUGCCGAUGCAGAUCAGCUGGGUGAGGGACGGCAUCCUCGUCGUGGGCAUGGACUCGGAGAUGCACGUGUACACUCAGUGGACGCCUCAGAACCCGGCGGCGGCGGCUCAGAACACCGAGACCGACAACAAGAACGGCAGAGAUGUCGAUUUCAGGACGCUGACGCAAGAAAAUCAGCGUAAGUUGGCUGCAGUGCCGACUCUAGGCAGGAUUAGUUCGGUGAAUUUGCAAAUUUUGGACAGGAAGAGAAACAGGGAGCCAAACCUAGACUAUAUGCCUGACUAUGGACUGUUCGAAGCUUCUAGAAUCGCGUGUCCUGUUUUGCCUCAGUACCAUCCGAAACAACUGAUGGAGCUGUUGAACUCCGGGAAAAUAAGUUGGGUGAAAGCCAUUCUCUCGCACCUAGUAAAAUGCAUCGGUGGCAACCACGAGUCCACCGAAGAACUGCCGAGCUGGUCCAGGAACCGCACCCUCUCAGUCAGCUAUCCCCCAGGUUCCCCCGAGCACCGAGCUAGCAUCGGGGAGAUCAACCUCGACUACGACGAAAUCAACAACAUCCCCCCAUUGCCGCUCUGGACGCUCUUGGCAGCCGACAAAGAGUCCUCGGCCGCCCAAGAAGACAACAAGGACUACAACGAGCUGUUCGAUAACGUGCUGAUCGAGGAGUCUCUGGACACUUUGCUGGAAGACCAAGAGGUGUCCAGGUCGGAUAGAAGACCUUCGGAGAGGAACGUGGGGCUGACUUACUUCACCCCCAAGCAGGGUCGCAUUUUGUCGCGGCUUUUGACCCACACCCACCUGCCAGGCUUAUCCAGUCUGGACCAAAUGCAUCUGCUAGCUCUCGCAGACACAGUUUCUACUUGUAAUACUGAUCUGGCUGAGCAUUUCGCCAUCGACGCUGCCAAGAGCAGCAUGGUCAAGGAGAAUCUGGAAGGCCAAAAGGAAGAUCUUCUUACUGAACACCUGGACGACUGCGGGCUGAGAUUCCUGCUGGCCAUGAAACAUUACGGCUACCUCUUGAGGUGCCUGCCCUUAGCCCAACGGACGCAGUUCCAAAAGCAAGGCGUCGGCAACAAUAACCUCGCUUGGGCCUUCCAUUCGGAGAGCCAAGAGGAGCUGCUCAACCUGAUACCCAGCUACGCCAAGGGUGAACCCACCUGGACCACGCUGCGCGAGCUCGGCGUCGGCUGGUGGGUGCGGAACUCGAAUCUGCUGAAGCAGUGCUUCCAGGUGCUGGCCAAAGCGGCCUUCCAAGCCAACCAGGACCCGAUGGACGCGGCGCUUUACUACUUGGCGCUGAACAAGAAGAACUUGCUGUGGGGCUUGUACAGGGCCAAACGCGACGAAAGGAUGACGGCUUUCUUCAACAACAACUUCUCGGAGGAUAGGUGGAGAAAGGCGGCUUUGAAGAACGCGUACGCCUUGCUGGGCAAGCAACGUUUCGACCAUGCGGCGGCCUUCUUCCUGCUAGCCGGCAAUCUCAAAGACGCCGUGGAGAUAUGCCUCAACAGGCUGCAAGACCUGCAACUAGCCAUCGUCAUAGUGCGGGUAUUUCAAGGAGACGGCGAAGACCUCAAGAAGCUGCUCUACCGAGAAAUCCUCGGCUGCGAUGAGAACGGAGAGAACCAAGAGUUGUCCAAGGCGCACCCGGAUCCUUUCCUGCGCUCGAUGGCCUUAUGGUCCUUGAAAGAGUACCAGCCUUCGCUGGACACUCUUUUGGUGGGUAAUGCCGGUCACAUGCACCCUGCUCACGAUGAAGAAGCUAGAGAAACCAAAGAAGCUGAUCCUAACGUUUUUAACUUUUACGUCUACCUGAGAACCCAUCCCUUAUUGGUUCGUCAGCACCUGGCUAGCUAUGGCAAGAGGAAGGUUUGGGUGCCGGGGGGCAAGCAAAUCGUCGUGGACGAGUGGAUCACCCCCUUGGAGAGGCAACUGUACUUUGCCACCGCCCACGGGCACUUCAGAGCCGGAUGCCCCGCUCUGGCUCUGGAGGUGCUGUCAAAACUGCCCUAUGUCGUUUCGGAGAGGCCAGAGCAGCUGACGGAGGAUAAGGCUUUGGAGCAAGCGGAGAUCGUCACCGGGACGAUUUCCUGGGAGCCCAGACCCUCCCAGGCCAGCUCCGACGUGGAUUGGGGCGCCCCCGUUGUAGACUUGGAGGUAAAAACCGACGAUUUCGAGUUGAAGUGGAGCGACAAGGAAUCCGAAGAUUCCGACGACGAAGGCCUCAACAUGGACGUGGGCAACAAAAAAGAACAGGAAGACGACGAAGAAAAAUACGAAGACCAAGAGGAGAAACAGCAGCACAUUGACAUAAUGGCACAACAACUGAAAUUCGUGGCUUGCCUGAAGAUCCUUAUGGAAGAAUUGUCGACCCUAGCGACCGGCUUUGAGGUGGAUGGGGGCCAGCUGCGGUACCAACUCUACAUGUGGCUGGAAAAGGAAGUUGAAGCGCUGCGGGAGCUCUGCAACUACACCACCAGCGACAGCAUCGAGUCCGCGGACUUAGAACAGUCACAAGAACACGAAAAUGCCGCUGAAAAUUCAAGUGCCAAGCCUACUCUGCACGAGAUCUUGCUGCAAGAGAAACUGGACUUUGAGGCCAAAGUGCAAAGAGCUGCCAAGAGGAAACGUUGGCUCAGAGCCAACGAGACUUUGCUGCGUACGCUGUUGAGCUACUGCUCUUUGCACGGCGCUACAGGAGGCCUGGCUUCCGUGAGGAUGGAGCUGAUGUUGCUGCUGCAGGAGCUGCAGCAGGAAAAAAUCCACCAGCAGCUGCUCAGCCCGCUGCCGUUCCCCACCAGUCUCCCGCUGUUGGCUGCCACUGUGGCCAGCAGCAAAACCGUGAUUGCUGAUCCGAUCAGAUACCUGCAAUGUCUUACUCAGGACAUGCUGCACACCUUGGUUGAUAUGCCGCAGCCUAAUACCAACCAGAGCCAGUUGUUGGUCAUCAGGGAUUUGGCGAUUGCGCUGUCGGCUUGCAUUUACCAAUCGCUUUGCGACUCUGACACCUUCAAGAAUUCCCUGCAGGAGGCUCAGGAGAUCGGAGCGACGCAUUUGGUGGGGCGCAGAAGGAGGAUAUCUGUUAACGAAGGCCACAACAUCAUAACGUUCCCGCCCAAGUGGCCGGGCGUCACCAGCCUGCGAGCCCUAUUGGCCAGAGAAAAGGACGAAGACACGCCCCGACUGACCGUAGUCCUAUGCGAGGCCUUCACCGCCGUCUACUUGGCCCUCCUCCUCUACGGCCUGGUCACGUGCGACUGCGUCAUCCUCUUCCACGUGACCGCGCACACCUUCGAUGCCGCCGUGUGGGGCAAACUGUUCGGCGGCGGCAUCAAGAAGCUGCUGCGCACCGCGAGUCUCAUACAAGGCGCGCACGGGCAUGCGCAGUACGCGACGCAGCAGAGCGUGCAGACGCCCACCGAGGAAGCUAGCGGGCCGGCCACGUGGCUGAACAAGCAGCGCGUGAAGCUGAACACGAAGCUGCUGGGGCAGCAGCCGUCCGCGAUGAAGGAGGACAGGCCGACGUACAGGGAGCAGUUCGUGCCGCCCGACAUGAGCAUUCUGGCGUACCUGCUGACCAAGCCGGCCGCCGAGGAGUACAUCGAGGAGGCGGAGAGCGAGAAUGAUGAGGAGGAGGAGGACGAGGACGUGUUCGAUCCGCCGGUGGCCCAAGCUAUUGUUAAGACCGUCAACAACGAGCACUCCAAUCCGAACAGCUAUUCUUGGGCGGUACUGAGACUGGCCACUUUGAAGAUCGUUCAGCACAAAAUCAACGAAUUUUUGGCUGUGGCCGGUCUGGAGCUGUCCGAGCUACCUGUGGCCAGUCCUUUGAUCCACAGCAGCUUGAGGAAGCUGACUUGCUGGCAGGAGAUGGUCCGCAGGGACUUGGAGAGCAGACAAACGCCCCCAGAGUAUAUCCCAGGGUGUUUCGUGGAUAGUGCCCAGGGGCACACUGCGAACAAGUACAGACAGCUGUUGGAGCCGCACAAUACGCCUUUCAGCGGUAAAAGUUCUGCUGCAGCUGCCAGACAUCUUUGGACGUACCUGGUGCACCAGGAUAUGGUGCGGGAGAUAUUCAUACGGGCAGUGUUCGGUAAACGAAGGUCUUCGGGAGUUUUAGAAGAAGUCUUACCUCAUCCUGAACCUGCGGCAGCCGAGCCAGUGAGGAUCAUCCACAAGGAGCAGGACUCGAUCGCAGCUUUUUGCCUGAACCAGGUCAACGGAGGGUUAAUUUCCGUCGCUACACCCAGAGAGCUGCAAGAGAUGGACAUCUCGCUGCUGCUGGAGCUGCCGGCUUGGCUGGAGGACGAGUGCGAGCUGGACAUCCUGAACAUGUCCAGCCAGGGCUCGGACCCGAGCGUGCCGCCCUUCCUGGUGAUCCAGGGCGCCAGCGACAAGGGCAAGGAGACGCAGCCCGGCAGCCCGCAGCCCGGGGUGGCUGGACAGAGCGGCAGGGGGGCCAGUGUGGUGCUGAAACACAAAAUCGAUGGGAUAAGAAGAAUAACAGCUCAUCCACUACUUCCUUUAUAUUUGACCGGCGGUCAGGACGGCUCCGUCCACCUGUGGGAGUGGGGCCAUCAGCAACCUGUGGCCACGCCCCGCACUCCCGGCACCUACGCCAAGGUCACUCGCGUGCGGUUCUCGCAGCACGGCAACAAGUUCGGGGUGGCCGACUCGGACGGCAACCUGAGCCUGUUCCAAGUGGGGCUCAGCGCCAACGCGACCAGGCCGUUUUUCACGCUGCAUUGUCACAACAAGGGGAUCAGCGAUUUCGUGUUCUUGGGGUCUUGCAGUCUUUUGGCUACAGCUGGCCACAGCUCGGAGAGCAAGAACGUCUGCAUCUGGGACUCGAUCCUACCCCACGGCAAGGCCCUCGUGACAGCCUUCACCUGUCACGAGCAGGGCGCCAGCAGCGUCGUCUUCGCCCCGCAACACCAAGUCCUCAUUUCGGCCGGCAAAAAGGGCGACGUGUGCCUCAUCGACGUCAGAUCGAAGUCCGUGAGGCACAAGUUCACUGCUCACGAGGGCGCCGUCAAAUGUAUAGCGGUCGAUCCGCAUGAAGAUUAUUUCGCUACUGGGUCAGCCGAUGGCGAUAUUAAGAUCUGGGGCGUGACCGUGCCCAACGUGCUUCUGUCACUGCCCGCCGAGCAUGCGCGCAGCAGCUUCUUCAAGAACAUCGGCCAGGGCGUCACCCAGCUGCACAUCGACUCGCACAAUCGGCUGUUCUCGUGCGGUGCCGACGGCAGCAUGAAAGUGCGACAGCUGCCCGACAGAGAGGCGCUGCUCAACCAAUAGGAGUGAUCGGAGGGAGGAGCAGGAGUGUCUUGUGGAGGGAGUUGCGUUGAAAGGAUGGAGGAUCCUGAAUAGAAGAAUUGAAGACCAUGGAAGAUAUGAUAUAAUACCUUUAUGUAUUUCAGCUUUACAGUCAUUGUAUUUUAGGCUCAUAAUAACAUUUAUAUGUAGGUAGUCAAAUUUUUGUAUCAUAUUGAUUUGUUAAGCAUUUUCAGAUGUUUAUGAUAUUUUAUUUUUAUUGUAUUAUGAUCAUUAGAGUAGGUAUUUUAGAUGAUAUGCACCCUAUUGUUGUUGUUGCUGUUGUUUUUAUUUAAGUGUAUCAAAUAUUUGAAUAAAUAUUUCAAUAUUG